This is a messenger RNA of Ceraceosorus guamensis, 321 nucleotides long. Its product is annotated as putative RPL42B-ribosomal protein L36a.e. NCBI's taxonomy places the organism in Eukaryota, Fungi, Basidiomycota, Exobasidiomycetes, Ceraceosorales, Ceraceosoraceae. The record is from RefSeq and is a predicted model, not a curated record. Gene Ontology annotation, biological process: translation. The coding region runs from base 1 to 321 and encodes 106 amino acids. Gene Ontology annotation, molecular function: structural constituent of ribosome. Gene Ontology annotation, cellular component: ribosome; cytosolic large ribosomal subunit. The transcript is spliced from 4 exons.
AUGGUCAACGUUCCCAAGACUCGUAGAACUUACUGCAAGGGUAAGCCUUGCAAGAAGCACACCCCUCACAAGGUGACCCAGUACAAGACCGGAAAGGCGUCCUUGUACGCUCAGGGAAAGCGUCGUUACGAUGCCAAGCAAAAGGGUUACGGUGGUCAGACCAAGCCCGUCUUCCACAAGAAGGCAAAGACUACCAAGAAGGUCGUGCUGCGUCUCGAGUGCACCGCAUGCAAGUACAGAUCUCACGUCGCCUUGAAGCGUUGCAAGCACUUCGAGCUCGGCGGAGAAAAGAAGUCGAAGAACGCUGCCAUCUCCUUCUAA